UGUUGCACUUUGAGCCCCUGGCCAAUCAGGAGGCGCCGCGGCUGCCAGCUGGAGCUGGGGCUGGAGCCGGAGCCGCGGCCGCUCUCUGACCGCCCUGUCCCCCGCCAGGGCUCUCCCUCCCGCUCCCCGGAGAUGAAGCGGAGCCCGGGGCCCCCCGCGGGCCGUGUCCUGUCUUAUGAGAGUCUGGUUCACGCUGUGGCCGGGGCAGCGGGGGGAGCCACGGCGAUGACCUUAUUCUACCCCCUGGACACGGCCCGCCUGAGACUGCAAGUCGACGAGAAGAUGAAGUCUGGAUCUACCCGCACUGUCCUGGCCAAGAUCAUCAAAGAGGAGGGACUGUCGGCGGUCUAUCGGAGCUGGUUUUCCGUUAUCUCCAGCCUGUGCUGCUCAAACUUUGUCUACUUCUACACCUUCAAUGCCUUGAAGGACGCCUGGGUCAAAGAUCAAGCCUCCACCAAUAGCAAGGACCUCGUGAUGGGCUUUAUCUCUGGAGUUGUCAAUGUGAUGGUCACCACUCCGCUGUGGGUUGUAAACACCAGGCUGAAACUGCAGGGGGCAGUGCUCCGGAGUGACGAUAUUGAGCAGACCAAUUACAUGGGGAUUCUGGAUGCCGUUGGCCGGAUCGUGAGGGAGGAGGGCAUCCUGGCUCUGUGGAGCAGCACCUUCCCUUCCCUUCUCCUCGUCUUUAAUCCCGCCAUCCAGUUCAUGUUCUACGAGGGGCUCAAGCGCCAACUGAGGAGGGGCCGCACUGAGCUUCCCGCGCUUGAGGUCUUCGUUAUCGGAGCAAUUGCCAAGGCAAUCGCCACAACAGUGACAUACCCCCUCCAGACGGUGCAGUCCUUGCUGAGGUUUGGUCAACAGAAGAGGGAUUCAGAGGGGAGGAUUGUGGGAAGCCUCCGAAGAGUGGUCUACGUCUUGAGACAGAGAGUGAGGAAGCAGGGUCUCCUGGGCCUGUACAAGGGAUUGGAAGCCAAGCUCCUGCAGACCGUUCUCACCUCUGCUCUCAUGUUCCUCGUCUACGAGAAGAUUGCAGGGUUCAUCUUUCGACUCAUGGGAGUGAACCCUCGCGUGGGACAUUAACAGGCGAAGGUACAAUCUCCGGAGUGCUGUCUGCGUUAAUGCUGAACUCGGGGUCUCCAUCUCCCCCACCCCCUACCCACGUCCCCUUUCCCUCCCCCACAAUGCACUGCCGCCCAGGACAUUGCACGUUCACAGGUCACGAUGGUGAGGAUGUAUUCCCUGUGCCAUCCCAGUAUCAAUAAAGGCGAUCGGUGUUGGAAUGAGAAAACGUUGGUAGAUAUUAAAAUGUACUUUAUUGAGGA
Hemiscyllium ocellatum (epaulette shark) is the source of this 1322-nucleotide messenger RNA. Its product is annotated as peroxisomal membrane protein PMP34-like. Lineage: Eukaryota; Metazoa; Chordata; Chondrichthyes; Orectolobiformes; Hemiscylliidae. The coding region runs from base 133 to 1080 and encodes 315 amino acids. Gene Ontology annotation, molecular function: coenzyme A transmembrane transporter activity; ADP transmembrane transporter activity; FMN transmembrane transporter activity. The transcript is spliced from 9 exons. Gene Ontology annotation, cellular component: peroxisomal membrane. Gene Ontology annotation, biological process: transmembrane transport. The record is from RefSeq and is a predicted model, not a curated record.